This is a messenger RNA of Zygosaccharomyces rouxii, 633 nucleotides long. It is a transcript of the gene TRS20, whose product is annotated as TRAPP subunit TRS20. Gene Ontology annotation, cellular component: TRAPP complex; nucleus; cytoplasm. The transcript has a single exon. NCBI's taxonomy places the organism in Eukaryota, Fungi, Ascomycota, Saccharomycetes, Saccharomycetales, Saccharomycetaceae. Gene Ontology annotation, biological process: endoplasmic reticulum to Golgi vesicle-mediated transport. The record is from RefSeq and is a predicted model, not a curated record. Bases 1 to 633 code for a protein of 210 amino acids.
AUGGUAAAUUUAUCUUCCAACAUGAAAUUGAUCUUUGAUGUAGAAACUCCAUCGUAUAAACAAGGUAAACGCUUUCGAAACACAAUAGUUAGAAACCCAAGUGUGAUGCCACAAUAUUUUGCCAUCAUUGGGAAGAAGGAUAAUCCCAUCUAUGAAGCUGAAUUUACUUCUCAACAGGGUCAACAGGGUCAAUUACAACAAGGAUUUCAACAGAAUUUGAAAGAGCUGAAUGCGUUUAUACUGCAUGCUUCAUUAGAUAUAGUGGAAGAUUUACAAUGGCAAGUUAGUCCCAAUGCACAACAUGGUAGAGGAGGAUUAUCAGGAGGCUUUUUAAGAUCGAAGAACGUCAACAAUACUGAUAAUUGUUAUUUGGGAAAAGUGGAUCAUUUCUAUGGAUUGGCGAUUACUGCUUAUAUAACCUAUGGUGGAAUGAAGCUGGUUAUGAUUCAUGGGGGCCCACCCAAUGGGAAUACACAGAUUGAUGACAAUAUGGUUAAAUCGUUUUACCAAGAAGUACACGAACUAUACGUGAAGACAUUGAUGAAUCCAUUUUAUAAAGUCAAUGAACCAAUACCGAGUCCGGCAUUUGAUUCAAGAGUAAGAGCAUUGGCUAAAAAAUAUUUAAACAGGUGA